This is a messenger RNA of Vicia faba (fava bean), 1713 nucleotides long. Lineage: Eukaryota; Viridiplantae; Streptophyta; Magnoliopsida; Fabales; Fabaceae. The record is from the annotation of a GenBank genome assembly.
AUGCGAGCUUUGACGAAAACAAUAUCAUGCAGACACCCAAGUCUUCAUCUUUUCCACCCAAACGUAGAAUCCUUUGUAUGGAACAACCUCAUUCGAUUUCGAGUCAGACUCAAAUCCAAACUUCAACAUUCCCCACUCUCUCUCUACCUUCGCAUGCGCUCCCGUUCCGUAUCUCCAGAUCUCCAUACAUUCCCUUUCCUUCUUCAAUCCUUCAAUGCCCAUUCUCAUCUCUCCCAUGGACUACAACUUCAUGCCCAAAUCUUUCUCUUUGGUCUCUCAGAUGACCCUUUUGUUCAAACAUCUCUUAUUAACAUGUACUCUUUAUGUGGUAGCGUUUCUUUUGCACGCCAACUGUUUGAUGAAAUUCCGCAACCGGACUUGCCAUCUUGGAAUACUAUCAUCCAUGCAAAUGCGAGGGUUGGUAUGAUUCAUGUUGCGAGGGAAAUCUUUGAUCGUAUGCCGCAACGAAAUGUGAGAUCUUGGAGCUGUAUGAUUCAUGGUUAUGUGAGUUGCGGUGACUACAAAGCUGCACUUUCCUUGUUUCGUGAUUUGCAGGUGAUGGAGGGUCAUAGAAUUAGGCCUAAUGAGUUUACAUUGACCUCUGUGCUAUCGGCUUGUGCGCGGUUAGGUGCACUUGAACAUGGUAAAUGGGUUCAUGCUUAUAUUGAUAAAUCAGGGAUGAAAGUUGAUGUUGUUUUGGGGACCGCUUUGAUUGACAUGUAUGCCAAAUGUGGGAAUAUUGAAAGGGCUAAAUGCAUAUUUGGUAAUAUGGGUCCCGAAGGGAAAGAUGUAAUGGCUUGGAGUGCUGUGAUUGCUGCCAUGGCUUUGCAUGGACUUUCAAAGGAAUGCCUUGAACUUUUUGAAAAGAUGAUAAAUGAUGGGGUGAGGCCAAAUGCUGUGACGUUUGUGGGUGUUCUUUGUGCUUGUGUACAUGGUGGAUUAGUUAGUGAAGGGAAUCAGUAUUUCAAUAGGAUGACAGAAGAGUAUGGUGUUAAUCCUUUGAUACAACAUUAUGGUUGCAUGGUUGAUUUGUACAGCAGAGCAGGUCGAAUUGAAGAUGCUUGGGAUAUUGUGAAAUCAAUGCCUAUGGAACCUGAUGUGAUGAUUUGGGGAGCUUUGCUUAGUGGUGCUAGGAUGCAUGGUGACAUUGAAACUUGUGAAAUUUCAAUAAAGAAACUCAUUGAGUUGGACCCUAAAAACAGUGGUGCUUAUGUGCUUCUUUCUAAUGUGUAUGCAAAGCUGGGUAAGUGGAAGGAAGUGAGACAUUUGAGAGAUCUUAUGGAAAUGAGGGGCGUCAAGAAAGUUCCAGGGUGCAGUUUGGUUGAGAUAGACGGCAUUCUUCAUGAGUUUUAUGCAGGGGGUGAUUCUCAUCCAGAAACAGAAAAUAUAUAUAGGAUGGUUGAUGAGAUUAUAAAGAGAUUGGAAAAGCAUGGUUACGUACGUAACACGAAUGAGGUGUUGCUUGAUUUGGAUGAGGAAGGAAAGGAGUUUGCAUUAUCUCUUCAUAGUGAAAAACUAGCACUUGCAUAUUGUUUUUUGAGGACAAGCCCGGGUACCACAAUAAGGAUUGUAAAGAACUUGAGGAUUUGUAUGGAUUGUCAUGUUGUGAUGAAAAUGGCAUCUAGGGAAUUUAAUAGGGAGAUUGUUGUAAGAGAUUGCAACCGUUUUCACUAUUUUAAAAAUGGGUUGUGCUCCUGUAAAGACUACUGGUAA